UUUCACACUGAAGCGGCAAUAAUGUCACGGUUACUACAAGGUUUAAUAUCAUUUUAUAAUUCAGAUUUACCCAGUGAAUGUUUUUACAAUGCUGUUGGUUUUUGGGCAUUUGUUCAGUGCAAGGGGCGCGGCAAGGCGAUGUGGUGAACUGUCCCAGAGAAAUAAGGAUAAUCUAAUGGUGAAUUUAACAACUGAAGAUGCUUUCGGAUUACAUUGGUCAUUUUGGUUAUUACCUUCAGUUCAGAGAGCUGCGGAGGAACAAAUACCACGUGCUGACGUUUCACUGUCAAAAAGGUCAAAACAUUCGUUUCUUUAUGGAGAAUUUGGACGACGAUGUCCUAAACGAAACAGACCAGGAGUAAAUGUGUGUCCAGUUCAUUACGUGAUGCAAAGCGAUAAAAACAGAAUCCCUGAGAAUAUCGUGCAUGUACGGUGUAACUGUAAACAUUGUUUUCACAACGAUUCAUCCACCCUGAUAGGGAAAUGUGAGAAGGAAUACAUCUAUACACCGGUUUGGAGAAGAAAUGAAACAAAUUGUGAAUAUGUGAAAAUAAUGGAAAGCGUGGCGGUUGCCUGUACGUGCAAUAUUAAAAAUAUUGAAAUAAAACCAGCAAUUUCGAAAGGAAUUUAUUUGCAGCCUGUUUGAUAAUAUAAUGUCUUUUUAAAUGUUUCCUUAAAUGUUUUUGGGGUUUUUUUUGAGAAAACAAAUUGUGAUAAAAGAUGAUUUAGGCUCUAUUUAAUAAUGUGAUGUUUACUUCAUAAAUAUUAUAUUCAUCAAGAGGCUCUUUGAGAUUCUGUUCGAAUUCUAAAUAAAAAUAUAUAUUCAUCUAGAAAACUCAAAUGGUAGUGAUUUAUUCCUCAUUUUAGAUUUGUCAUACAUACUUUACUUUUGUAUGAUAGUGUUAAAUAUUCUGGUCAUGAAUUGUUAAAUUUUCUUAAUCAAAAGCCUUCACUUGGUUUCAAACAAUACAUUUCCGUAAAAAUAUUGUAAUAUUUUGAAACUUUCAUUUGCCAGACAUUUACACACUGUCCUAUAAAAAUGGUUCAAAAGGUCUUCAGAACUAUUACAAAAUUUAUAUAAGAUUAGUGCACAAACUUGCCACAAUGGGAAGAAAUUCAUGAGCACCGCUUUAAAAUGAUAAAUAACUGAGAUAUGCUUGCAAUAGGUAAUGGUUCAAUACGGAUAUAUUUUCAAAAUCCUGACAUGGCUAACUGGUUUAUAAAUGGAAAUUGAGACACAUAUGUUUAAAGGCAAAUGCCUAUUUUAUUUCUCAAUGAAAACCUUUUUGGUGUAUUUUAAUUUAAUUUGAUUAAUUCCAAUACAAUCCAGGUAAAUACAGAAUUUGAAUGUACUAUCUGUAUAUCGGGUGAAGUAUGUUUGUGAUAUUUUGACACAGCCUAUCAAAAUAAUAGCAGACUCGCUAUCAUUUAGUCUAUUCAUGAUGAUAAAGUGUUCAAAGAAAAAACAUGAUAACCAGCUAAAGCUGAUAAAAAGGGAUUUUUUUGGUUGUUGUUGUUGUUGUAUCUUCGUUUACUUUUGUUUUUGUUAAAUCAGUUUACUUCACAUAUUUUAAAUGUUUAGUUUUAGAUGUUAAUAAACUGUUUUCGUUGCAACCAUUGUGUUAUAUUUCAUAUGUUAUUGUACAGUAGAUCCUAUCACAUUAUGACAGUACAAGGAUGUUAAAAUACCGGAGGUGCUCGACAAAUGAAAAUUUAACAUACUAUUCAAUGCUCUCAAAUGUCAAGAAAUCAUAAGACUUGAUGCAACAGACAAUGAAAUAACUUCUCCAAUAAAUGCGGAAAAGGAAAGUUAAGCAGUUUUGAUGCGGCC
This is a messenger RNA of Mercenaria mercenaria, 1831 nucleotides long. RefSeq lists its product as uncharacterized. Gene Ontology annotation, cellular component: extracellular region. NCBI's taxonomy places the organism in Eukaryota, Metazoa, Mollusca, Bivalvia, Venerida, Veneridae. The coding region runs from base 89 to 646 and encodes 185 amino acids. Gene Ontology annotation, molecular function: cytokine activity. The transcript has 2 exons. The record is from RefSeq and is a predicted model, not a curated record.